Molecule: messenger RNA, 735 nt
Organism: Fonsecaea nubica
Lineage: Eukaryota; Fungi; Ascomycota; Eurotiomycetes; Chaetothyriales; Herpotrichiellaceae
Exons: 2
Coding region: 1-735 (244 amino acids)
Source: RefSeq, a predicted model, not a curated record
AUGUCGUCCAAUGUCGGUCUCUCCACGCCGCGCGGCUCAGGAACAUCAGGUUAUGUUCAGCGCAACCUGUCCGUCCUCAAACCUCGCGCCGUCGGCAUCGGCGCCCCCUACAGCCUUGACUCUGCGCGACAAGGGCCCAAGACUCGGAAGCCCGACCAAGAAAUCCUGAACCAUGACCGCCUACGAGCCAUUGAAGUCAAAGUUCUAGAACUGAGGGAGAAGCUGGAGGAAGACGAGCUUGAGGAGGAGAAGAUAGACGAAGAGUGCGACAAGCUGAGAGAACAACUGACCAAAGAGACGGAACGAGAGAAGAAUCGGGACGGUGGGAGAUCAGGAGGCAGUGGUGCUAGGAGAGUGGAUGGAAAGGGUCUCAAAAGUUACCAGGUGCAUGAGUUGGCCGAGGCAAAGGAACAAGAGAGUGAGCGACUACGCAGGGCUCUCGGGCUAAAACCUGACGGCAGGGUUCUAUAUCUCGAGAGUCCUAGCAACACUCGCCCUUCCCAGCAAGGCAACUCGCAGACUGCGGGCGAGAUGACAGCCAUUGCUCCUAUUUCUCUUCCGACAGCCAGAUCUUGGAAAAUCGGCGGUGUUGCCAUGCCUGGUCUCGAAUCCACCAAAUUACUCGCUGGAGACACAGGUCUGGGGCUCAUGGACGUCACCAUCAUCCAAGAUCAGGGAACAGAACUGUCGCCACCCUCAGACUGCACUGCCGUGGUGCACAAAACCGGAUUCUAG